UGAGGCUUUUUUUUUUUUUUUUUGAGAACCUGUUUUGAGAUUCAUAGGCUGAGUUUUUCAAAACCAUUGUCUUCAUAAUCUGUUUAGAAUGCAACUUUCACUGCUUUCCACUGCAGCUGCAGGCACUAAGUAUUUCUGCAAAUCACUCCUUCUAGACCCAUGCCAAGGACCUGGAAAAUUAAUGGCCUCUUCUGUAGCAUUCAAUUUAAAUGACACAGAGAUCUCUAGUAGAAUCUGAGUCCUUGAGGACAGUGUUCAAUUAUCUGACUCAAAAGAUUGGUUUCUGAAUGACUGUAAAGGGCUUGUGGAAUAAGUAAUCAAGAAAUUGGCCUAAUUUGGGUAGAGUUCACAGAAAUGACAGCUUUACCACUAUCCCCAUGUUAAUUUCAAGUCUCCAUACCAAAGGACAGGGGUUCAAAGCUCUAGGAAUAUGAAAAACCUGCCAGAAGCUUUUAACACAGAACUUUUUUUUACAUUAACCUUUAUUUUUUUAAAUGGCUGGCCUGUUUUGAAUGAAGAAAAAGUGAAGAAACAAAACACUGAAGCAGCCACUAACUUGUAAAAUUUCAGCCCAAACAAUGGCAGUUUGGCAAAGUCGUGAUUUUUCUUAUGUAGAGGAGUUUGUCUUACAAUGGCAAGUGUUUGGCAGCAUGGUGAAAUGUGAUCCUACUCAUUCUUCCAAUAGUAAAAUAUGCUGGAUUUGAGUUAGCAUUUGUACCUACUGAGAGCAGCAUCGGCUCUUGUGCAAGUUAACAGAGGAAUUGUCCUGCUUUCAGAUCAAGCUGUUAGCGAACUGUUAUUGCAGAUCUUAAGAGACAAAUCAAGGCCUUGACCUGACAAAUACUGCUUCCAAUCAACCUGAUACAUGCUAAUAAAAUUCUAUGUUUGCAUUUUAUACAAUAAGAAUAAUUACAUUUGUGUGGAUAUCAAAGCCUUGUGUUCUGUUUCUGGCAGUGGCAAAACCAAAGGUGUGAAAAGUGCAAGCAUAUCUGGCUGGCUUUCUCAGAGUAUUCUCAUGAUCUUCAAUAAUUCGCUUGUCAAAGGCUUCCUGAGCCAGACAUACACAUAAAAAAGCUGCAGCCCAUGUGAAGAGGGGAAUUAUUAGCUAAAAGAUAGCCGUCAGAUUUCAGAAGAUAAACAAAAGGUGGAUCUGAACCUUGAAAUUGUCAGCUCAGCUCAGCAAGAGGUUGCAAAGGCAGAGUGAUGAAAGGAAGGUUUCCUGGAGAACUCCCAGAAGAUUGAAAUGGAUUAUACAAUUCUGGAAGGGGACAAGAAACAGGCAAUGCAAAGACCAGUAAAAAUGGGAAGUACUGGAUUCUGGUUUCCUCCAAGAAGAGUCAGCGGAACUGGUUAAGACCAAAAUCUGAGGACUUUAGUGGGCAAACAUCAGUCCCCUUUUGCUUUCUUUUACGACCACAUGAAACUUGAGAAGCCAUCUAAAGCUAAAUCAUUUAGUGGAGUUGGGCAAUUCCCAAGUGUCCAACAAGAAGGCCUGGUUUAGGCUGCGAUGGCCACUGUCAUUCCUGGUGAUUUGUCAGAAGUAAGAGAUACCCAGAAAGUCCCUUCAGGGAAACGUAAGCGUGGUGAAACCAAACCAAGAAAAAACUUUCCUUGCCAACUGUGUGACAAGGCCUUUAACAGUGUUGAGAAAUUAAAGGUUCACUCAUACUCUCACACAGGAGAGAGGCCCUACAAGUGCACACAACAAGACUGCACCAAGGCCUUUGUUUCUAAAUACAAAUUACUAAGGCAUAUGGCUACUCAUUCUCCUGAGAAAACCCACAAGUGUAAUUAUUGUGAGAAAAUGUUUCACCGAAAAGAUCACCUAAAGAAUCACCUACAUACACACAAUCCCAACAAAGAGGCCUUUAAGUGUGAAGAAUGUGGAAAGAACUACAAUACCAAGCUUGGGUUCAAACGUCACCUGGCUUUGCAUGCUGCAACAAGCGGUGACCUCACCUGUAAGGUAUGUUUGCAGACUUUUGAAAGCACAGGAGUGCUGUUGGAGCACCUAAAAACUCACGCAGGCAAGUCAUCGGGUGGAGUGAAGGAGAAAAAACACCAGUGUGAACACUGUGAUCGUCGGUUCUACACCCGAAAGGAUGUCCGUAGACACAUGGUAGUGCACACUGGAAGAAAGGACUUCCUCUGUCAGUACUGUGCACAGAGAUUUGGGCGGAAGGAUCACCUCACGCGUCACAUGAAGAAAAGUCACAACCAAGAACUUUUGAAGGUCAAAACAGAGCCAAUGGACCUUCUAGAUCCCUUUACCUGCAAUGUUUCUGUGCCUAUUAAAGAUGAGCUGCUUCCAGUGAUGUCUUUACCUUCCAGUGAACUGACAUCAAAGCCAUUUACAAACACUUUGCAAUUAAAUCUCUACAACACUCAGAUUCAAUCCAUGCAGAGUUCUGCAUCUGCACACCAAAUGGUUGCCACAUCAUUACCAUUGGGAAUGCCUUGUCCAAUAGAUAUGGAGUCUGUCCACCCUCCUCACCAGCUAUCGUUGAAAUAUCCACUCGGUACUACCUCAUAUGCAAUUUCUAUGCCUGAAAAAGAACAGCCAUUGAAAGGGGAAAUCGAAAGUUACUUAAUGGAGUUGCAAAGUGGUAUGCCUUCUUCAUCCCAGGAUUCUCAAGCAUCUUCAUCAAAACUAGGGCUGGAUCCACAAGUAGGGCCACUAGAUGAUGGGUCUGGGGAGGUUUCCCUUUCCAAGGGCUCUGUUCCUAUUAGUGAACCUCUAAACACCCCAUCAUUGGACUUUUCUCAGCUGUUCAACUUCAUACCUGUAAAUGGCCCUCCUUAUAAUCCUUCCGUUUCAGUAGGGAACCUCGGAAUGAGUUACACGCAAGAGGAGGCACAUUCUUCUAUGACUCAACUUCCACCACAAACCCAGGAUCCACAAGAUCCUAGCAAUAGUAUAGGUCUUGGGUCUCUGCACUCGUUGUCAGCAGCUUUCACAAGCAGUCUAAGCACAACCACCACCCUACCACGAUUUCAUCAAGCUUUCCAAUAGGAUGUACAAAGCUGGCUUGUUACUGUCUAUUUGUAGAAAUGCCUUAGGUGACCAUUUUUAACUUAGUGCCUACUAUAAGACAUUAUAAAUUCUCUGCUUUUGUACAGUACCGAUCUCAUGAAGCCAGUAAGAAAUUUAAAUUAACUUUUUAAAAAUGUUUUGAAAGUGUUUAUUCUCAGCUGUGUUUACUUUGUUGGGUUUGUUUUUUUUUAAGCAGUCUCGUUGUAUUGUUUUCAUUUUCACUGCCAAUUGACACAUUGAAAAUGCUCAGUAGAAAGUCAUCCCAAGCAAACUCUCAGCGCUCAUCCCUUUGUCAUAACUUUUUCAACCAUACCAGCUAUUCCGUUUUAUUGAUGUCAGUGGUAGAGCUACCACCACUUUUAAUAUAUAUUUUACUAUUUGCAAAGAAUCCAGCUAAAGUAUGUAUCACAAAGAUUCCUGAAGAUUUGGGAAAAAAAUAUGUGUUUCCAGUUCAUUUCCAAACAAAUCCUCUUCCCAUAUGGUGUCAUGUCUGAUCUGCUCUAUAAUGACAAAUCUAAAUUUUUUUAAAUAAAUAGAGAAUUCAGAUUUUCCUGAAAACUUUGUGUAUAUAUAGAACUCCAUAUAUACACAUAUACAUAUAUAUAUAUAGCAUUUGACUUGUAUGGAAGUCAUUAUAAAAGGUGUUGAUAAUUUUGCCAUUUUCUGGCUUAAAUUUUUUUGUCCUGUUACAGAUAACAGAUGAAAAACAAAAUUAGUUUAAUUCUCUAAAGUCAUGGCUGAACAGAAUUUCAACAGAGAAUCUCUUCUUGCCUGGAUGACAAAUGUUUCAAGUUGAAUUUGGAACUGUGUUGUUGUGCUUUCAUGACUCUGGUAUAGGCAAACAGGCAAAAUUAAUGGCUGAUCUUGAAAUAUAAAAGCGUUGUAAUGUUGUAAUGCAGAAUAUUUUGUCGCAGUUUUUAAUUCUUGUUGUUUUUUUCUCUUUAGUAGUAUAGAAAGAGUACUUCAUAGGAAUCUUCCAGUAGUGUAUUCACAUUUGUAGGCAUCAGUCUUCUCCCAGCUGCCACCGCCAAAGGGUGGUUCAAGUCCAGCCAGAAAGUGUGUAUCUAUUUUCAGUUCAAAACUAGUGUGCAGUCAGAGCAUGAAUGUAAAUUUGCAAAUACUGGGUUUUGGUUUUGUUUUUCCUUUUACUUUUCCUAUUGGAAUGAUCUUUUCAGUUAUGUUACAUGGUGUGUUAUGUCCUCCUAAGCAACAAGUUAGAUGUUAAUCACACUUUCUACACCUGGGUACUUGGUUAGGGACUUUUUGCCCAUUGCCAAGAUUUAAAGACAGGACUCUUAGGAGUGAAGUAAAAGCAUAUUGCUUACACCACUUUUACCUAAUGCAAUAUAUUCUAUUCCCCAACCCCUAAUAACCAAAAGAUUAAAAAAAAAAACAACCCUGUGAUGCAUGAAAGCAAACUAGAUUUGUUGUACUUCAACAGUAACAUUCUUUUCCUUGUCAUUUUUGUACAAGGAAUUAAAAAAUAGAGAUCAAGUACAUUAGUAUCUCUCAAACAAUAAUGAGAAUUCGUACAAGGUUUUAAGUGGUUAAACUAAAUAUACUUCACAGAAACAAAAGUUGCUCCCAUUUAAGGAGCUCAUGCUCCAGAUGUUUUAUCGGUAGCUCCUACUUUUUUUUUUUUUGUAAUUCUAGGAGCAAUAUGCAGGUGUAGUUUUACUAUUUUAUACAUAUGUGUAUUUAAAUUUUAUUACUGAAAGAUAACAUUUUUAUAAAUGUGUUUUUGUUCCAAAGGCAUUAAAAUAAGGAUGUAUUAAUAAGGAAAAUACCUUUUGAAAUUCUGCAAACUACUCCUAGAUUUUGGGUUUAGGAGCACGUUAUCUCAAAGUGGGCUUUUAGCUCUGCUUCAUGACUGCUUCCUCUGGUUUCUGUGAAACAGAUUGCUCGCUUACAUCUUAGUUGAAUGAUUUGUUCAAUAUUGCUUCUUUUCUCUUUCACCUUUCUAAAGGAAAGAAAAACACAGAUGAACAGAGCACAAGGUAAAUGCAACUGAAUGUAACUCUGGUUUAAAUCGGCAACCAUAAUGCAGCUAGGAAGAACUCGGGUUUUUUUCCAAUCUUUUAAAUCAGUCUGAGAUGAAGAUAAAUGAACUUAAUUCCUCCAGUGGUUUGGAAAGUUGGGAGUGUUCAGCACCCUGCAGCCAGCCCAGCGGUGUGGCUGUGCAGCCUCAGGCACACAAAUUCCCAAUCCAUUGCGGCUGUUUAUCAGGCUCAGUUGCCGAUUAGACUUCAUUUACAAAAAGAAACCCCAUACAGACACAUUGCCAACACCUAUUUCUCAGCGCGUAGCCAGAAUCCUUACUACUUUGUUUCGUGCCUUAGCUCCCUGAAAAGGGAUUGACAUUUCACUUUGGGGUUAGAUGUACAUUUCACUUAAGAAACAGGGACCUCAGACAAGAUAUUGAACCUCAUUCAGUCAGGGUUUCAGUGGGUGCCUGCACCAAGCGUGUUUGCCACUGGACUAGGGUGUACGGUAACGUGGAAGCAGACUGACACUGUAAGCAAUACUACCACCACCAGAGUGCUUUUGAGUAUCACUUAGGCGGAGUCACUAUUGGCCACUACUAAACCAUCAGUUUUCGAACCCUGUCUUCUCGAUUUCAGAUGGAUUCUUGGUGGGAGGGGGGAGGGCUGGCUGAUCAUGCACCACUCUUUGUGCAACUUCUAGAUUUCUAGUAAGGUUCUUUUGUUUUCUUGUUUUGGGUUUUGUUUCCUUUUUUUUUUUUUUAAUAUAUAUAUUUUUGUGUACUUGUUGCUUGUGCUUUAUUUAGUAGUAAAUUGUGGAAUAGAGUGAUUUAUUGUUAAUUUGGCAGUAGCGGUUUUUAAAAACCAUAUACUGACUGAAACAUGAGCCAGAGCUGAUUGCUUUAUUAAGCUAAUAAUGAAUGUUAAGAGUACAUAUUUUCAGGAUCAUUUGCCUAGUGAGCUAAACUUGUAUUAUAGGCCAAUAUUUUUUAAAAUAAAGCUUGGUCAACCUCUAUGUUACACAUAUUACAAGAUAUAGCACUUUCAAAAAGAAAACCUAAACCUUUUAAGAAAAUUUCUUACAGGUUAUGCUUUUUAUUAUAAAACCUUUUAUUAUAAUUUGUUUCAAGUGCCAUUAGAUUACAUAUAUGUAGGCCUUUGGUAUAAUGCUUUGUGUACAAAAUGGUAGACAUUGUAAUUUUAAACAGGUACAUUUUUACAGUGUUUUCUUAUCAAUUUGCUAUAUUGCACAGAACCAGUGUGUCUUUCUUAAGGGUUUUACAAUGGUUUUUACUAGGUUUACAUGUUUCAAACUACACUGUCUUCUACUGCCAUUUUGAAUACCAGUCAAACGAAAGGAGUUUGUCCUCACCAAAUGCAAACUGUGUCCUCUGGAGUUCUGGAUGGUAAACUAUGGCAAAAAAUGUUUUAACAUGCAGUAUUUGAUACAGAUCUUUUUUACCAUAUCCUGUCAUCGCUAUGCUGCUGUCUGAAGUUGACUUAGGGCCUUAUCCUGCAUCCGUAAAGUCAGGGGGAGCAGGAUUGCAUCCUUCGUUAUGUCUGUCUCAUACACUGGUUUAGCAGCUCAUCCUGUAUUCUUCUCAGUCUAUAGAUACGCCUCUGAAAUAAAUGUAAUUAUUUAGCAUGUAGUAAACUGCAUAGGCUUAGCUGCCCAUCCUGCAUCCUCCCAGUGUACAGUUAAAGCCACAGCCUAUAUAGCAUUAUGCUCAACAUACAGAUAAUGCCACAGUAGUUCAAAAUGUGUUUGGAUAGUCCCAAAGCUUUUAUGCAGUAAGGGUGUCUUACUUUUGUUGGAAGGCAGUGUCUUUUGAUAACAGUUAUCUAGCCCUGGAAGUGACACAGAACUAUUGCUAAUCAUAUGUAAACACUUCAGUAUAAGCUUCAGUGGUACAGUUGAACCAGAGUGAAUGUUUAUCUCCUCAGAAACACUCCUGCAAUAUUGUUAUAUUGGAUCAUGCUGCUAAUGUAACUUGGGAUACAACUCCUCUCAUGGUGCUACAAACCUCCCUGUCUCAUUCAGAUGUAUUUUUACCCAUAGAAAAAAGGACUAUACUAGACCUAUAGUUGUAUGAUAUAUUUUUAUACUGUGACUUAAUUUGUCAUUAAUGAACUUUGUGCAACACCACAAUGUAUUCAUAUGCACUUGCAAAAGUAAAAUUUUGGACAUGCAAAUUUAAACGCUGACAAGCCCAGCUCUUGUUCACAAACACAGGUGACUGCUAGUUAAACUCAAAUGUGGGCUUUUUAUAUGGUGUGGAGUGAAGAACAUACUAUAUAUUACUAAAAGCCUUUGAAUUUAGACAGUAACUGGGGAAAGUAUAUUGGGGAACGAUGACACACCCAAACCUGACUUGGAUUGCUGAAAUUAUAUUUUUAGCUAGUGGAAAAAUGGUUUGGACUUUAUGUUUUAAUGAGAAAAGUUUUGAGUCAAAAAUAGAGAAAGAAAAAAAAAAGAACACAGAAAACCCUGCAUUCCAGACAGAAUUUGUAUAUGUUUCUUGCAUUUAAAAUUUGCUAUCCUGUGAUAUGGGAAAUUGAGUUGCUUAUCAUGUAUAUGUACUUUAAAAUGUAUUCACAAACUACUGUUGUAUUUGUAUAAAAUAUAGACAAAAAGAUUGCAUAUAUAUUUUUGUGUAUAAGCUCUGUAAAAUAGCAAUCACAUUAUGAAGCUGCAGCAGAACUUCAUUUUAAACAUUCACAUCCAAAGAAACAGACUAUUUAUUGUCCACAUACCCUGAUUAUAAAAUAUACCUUGCUGCUAUUAAACAAUAGUGCUGCAGCUUCUUGUGGCCUACAGUGUUAUGUUUGCUGUACAAAAAUAUGUGAACUCCACAAAAUAUAUCAAUAAAAUUACAGAAUGGUUUUAGUUAAUGAAUAACUUAUGCCUGGCAUUUCAAUAGAGAACCUUGGUCUGCACAUUUGGGAUUACAGAAUGCAUUCAGUUUUGCUCGGUGUAGUUAUUCUGACUGUGCAAAGGUGUAAUAGUCUUUCUAAUUUACAGAUGGUAAAAUAUCAUUUUUUCAGACAAUCUUAAAGCAAAAGUAUCUGCAUUUCAUGAUUCCACCAAGGAACAAACUGGAUGAUGCUACUGUGUCUGUGAUGAGACACAUCUGAACUGAAGGAAGCAAGUCAGCUUGCCAUCAAAUUGCACUUUGAAACGUUGUGAAACACUGGAAGAUGAGUUUGGGGAUUUUGUAGUGGGACCAGUUGUCUGAGAGAUGUAGGUGAGUGAUUCUCCAUCAUUUCCAGAUUAAAGCAAGUCAUUUACAUUGACUGUUAUAGUUCGCAGGAUACACUGAAAGAGUGUGGCGUGUGCUAGACCUAGUGUGUGAGUUGUCUCUCUGAGAUGCUUUCAGGAGAAACUCUGUUGCUUUGGUCCUAUAGAACUCCCAUCUGCCCAUGACACUGCCAAAGAAGUCUGAAUAAUGUACUGGGGGAAGAGGUGCUAGGCAGCCAGAUGAGCAGAGUAAUAAGUGGAAUGUGAUUGCAUGUAUGAUAUCUAUGUUGUAUCCAAAGACCUCUUGGUGCAGUCCCUCCGGAGCUCACCUUGUUAAAUUCAGAGCCAUGGGCAUCUUCCCUUCUCUCAUUCCUGUAACCAUCCCUUUCCAAAACUUGCAUCCAAAAGUACAGAAAAGUAGUCCUUCAGCAUCCUCUAUAGCUGGUCUUGCUGCCUUCCAGGAGUGGAAGAGAAAGACUAUUCUGUUUUCCCUCUUCACUCUCCUUCUUAUCCUUCCCACAUACAAGCAUUCCCUAGGAUAAAGAAUGGGAGGGAGGUUUGACAGAGAAAUACAGAACUGUGAUGCUGCGCUCCUGCUGGACUAGCAAGAACUGAGCAGCUACAUGCUCUUGGCUUCCCUGCUUUGCAAAUCAAAACAAUGUAUUAAAUCGGAUAGAAAUUAGGUUUCCCAAAGCAGCAGUUGCCGCAGUUGGCACAGCAAGGGCUGGUGAUCACGAACAGGCAGCAAGGUAAGCUCAGUUGCAAAAUUUAGUCUGUGCUUAAAAGUUUGAGAAGUGUAUUGGAGGAUUAGCUGCUGCUUAUCAUUAUGAGCUGAGGCCUUUAGCAAAUAAACAGCAGUGCUGUGUUUCGAACAGUGGAGGUAGUGGUGUUGAAAGUGACAGACCCCAGCAGUACUGUGGAGUUUCAAGUUCCUGCUGGGUGCUAUAUCCCAGGUAAUUCAAUAGAAGCUUUAUCGACUCCUAAUAAAGGUGUAACGUCUUGCCUGGUAUUAUUUUUAAAUCAUAAUAUUUAUUUGUUGUAAUGGUCUGAGUGUCCUCAAGAAAUGAACAUUUUCAGAGAAAUAAGUAUUUUUUUAAAAAUAUAAUUAACACUUGUGUUC
Messenger RNA from Neopsephotus bourkii (Bourke's parrot), 9374 nucleotides. RefSeq names its product PLAG1 zinc finger (gene PLAG1). Gene Ontology annotation, cellular component: nucleus; cytoplasm. The coding region runs from base 1508 to 3013 and encodes 501 amino acids. The record is from RefSeq and is a predicted model, not a curated record. Lineage: Eukaryota; Metazoa; Chordata; Aves; Psittaciformes; Psittacidae. The transcript is spliced from 5 exons. Gene Ontology annotation, biological process: regulation of transcription by RNA polymerase II; cell fate commitment. Gene Ontology annotation, molecular function: RNA polymerase II cis-regulatory region sequence-specific DNA binding; DNA-binding transcription factor activity, RNA polymerase II-specific; histone deacetylase binding.